CGGGGGAAAACGGGCCCUUCCGGGCCGCGCCGGCCCAGCCCUGAGGGGAGCGGGGCCCCCGCCCGCGCCUCUCCCCCCGCCCGGUGCACGCGCGCACCUGCGGGCAGGCCCCGCCCCCUUUCCGCCCGCCCCCGCGCGCCGCGCUUUUGAACGCGGCUCGCGCGGCGCGGGGGGCUGUGCGCGUGCGCGGGGCGGCGCGGCGGGAGGCGGCUCCGCAGCUCCCCGCGCGGGGCGGGCCGGGCCGGGCCGGGGGGGGCCUGGCGGCGCUGAGCGGGGCCCUGCGGGGAGCCCUGCGGCCCCGCGGCUGCGAGGAGCAGAAAUGACUACCCCAAACAAGACACCACCUGGUGCUGAUCCAAAGCAACUAGAGAGGACUGGUACUGUUAGAGAAAUAGGCUCACAAGCAGUUUGGUCUCUUUCAUCCUGUAAACCAGGAUUUGGAGUGGAUCAGUUACGAGACGAUAAUCUAGAAACUUACUGGCAGUCAGAUGGGUCACAGCCUCAUUUGGUGAACAUCCAAUUUAGGAGAAAAACAACAGUGAAGACAUUAUGUAUUUAUGCAGACUACAAAUCUGAUGAAAGUUACACUCCGAGCAAAAUCUCUGUCAGAGUAGGAAACAAUUUUCAUAAUCUCCAGGAAAUUCGGCAACUUGAAUUAGUGGAACCAAGCGGCUGGAUUCAUGUUCCUUUAACAGAUACUCAUAAGAAGCCUAUUCGCACAUUUAUGAUUCAGAUUGCAGUUCUAGCUAACCACCAAAAUGGAAGAGACACUCACAUGAGACAAAUCAAAGUGUACACCCCGGUGGAAGAGAGCUCUAUUGGUAAAUUUCCUAGAUGUACAACAAUUGAUUUCAUGAUGUAUCGCUCUAUAAGAUAAAAUUUCUUAGUGACUAAUAAAGGAAUUUUUUGAUGGCAGCAUCAUGGCUUAAGUAUUCAAAUACUUAAAGAGCAGGAUUUACUUCAGUGUAAUUGUAUCUUUGUGUUUAUACUUUGUACAAUUUUGAAAUAAAGAUAUCUUGUAUUAUAGUGUA
This is a messenger RNA of Apus apus (common swift), 1031 nucleotides long. It is a transcript of the gene ANAPC10, whose product is annotated as anaphase promoting complex subunit 10. Lineage: Eukaryota; Metazoa; Chordata; Aves; Apodiformes; Apodidae. Bases 320 to 877 code for a protein of 185 amino acids. Gene Ontology annotation, cellular component: anaphase-promoting complex. Gene Ontology annotation, biological process: anaphase-promoting complex-dependent catabolic process; protein K11-linked ubiquitination. The record is from RefSeq and is a predicted model, not a curated record. The transcript is spliced from 5 exons.